Messenger RNA from Drosophila navojoa, 942 nucleotides. RefSeq names its product ribosomal protein S2 (gene RpS2). Gene Ontology annotation, biological process: translation. The record is from RefSeq and is a predicted model, not a curated record. NCBI's taxonomy places the organism in Eukaryota, Metazoa, Arthropoda, Insecta, Diptera, Drosophilidae. Gene Ontology annotation, cellular component: cytosolic small ribosomal subunit; ribosome. Gene Ontology annotation, molecular function: RNA binding; structural constituent of ribosome.
CCUAUCGAUGGUCUCGUAGUGGCUGCAAUGGCAAUAUCUCGUUCAUUUGGUUUUUGUCUUCACCCCAUAAAGUUGAUACAACUACAAAAUGGCGGACGCAGCUCCAGCCCGUAGUGGAUUCCGAGGUGGAUUUGGCUCUCGCGGUGGUCGUGGUGGACGUGGUCGUGGUCGUGGACGCGGCGCACGCGGUCGUGGUGGCAAGGAAGACUCCAAGGAAUGGGUUCCCGUGACCAAGCUAGGUCGCCUGGUGCGUGAAGGCAAGAUCAAGUCUUUGGAGGAGAUCUACCUGUACUCGCUUCCCAUUAAAGAGUUUGAGAUCAUCGAUUUCUUCCUGGGCUCAUCGCUGCGCGACGAGGUCCUCAAGAUCAUGCCCGUCCAGAAGCAGACGCGUGCUGGUCAGCGCACCCGUUUCAAGGCCUUUGUUGCCAUUGGCGACAACAACGGCCACAUUGGUCUGGGUGUUAAGUGCAGCAAGGAAGUUGCAACCGCUAUCCGUGGUGCCAUCAUCCUUGCCAAGCUCUCCGUUGUUCCCGUACGCCGUGGCUACUGGGGCAACAAGAUCGGCAAGCCCCAUACAGUGCCCUGCAAAGUUACUGGCAAGUGCGGCUCCGUUUCGGUGCGUUUGAUCCCAGCGCCCCGUGGUACUGGCAUUGUGUCGGCUCCUGUGCCCAAGAAGCUGUUGACCAUGGCUGGUAUCGAGGAUUGCUACACCUCCGCCCGUGGCUCCACUGGUACCCUGGGUAACUUCGCCAAGGCUACCUACGCUGCCAUUGCCAAGACAUACGCUUACCUGACUCCAGACUUGUGGAAGGAAAUGCCUCUGGGCGCCACUCCCUACCAGGCAUACUCAGACUUCCUGUCUAAGCCAACGGCACGCUUGCACGCUGACGCCUAAGGUCAUUGCGAACCAGAGUUUUUGAAUAAACGAAAACAUUCACACAA